AGUCGACUUGCGACAGCAGUCGUGACCAGACACGCCGCGCGCCACACGAACGAGGACAUCAUCGUCAUUAUCAUCAUCGUACACGAGCUUAUAUCCUUCCUUAUAUAUAGAAAAAAAAUAUAUAAGAAAGAAAACAGAACGAAAACUGAGUACGUAGUAGCAUACAUACCCGCGCGCGCAAACACAAACACACACACCCGUACAUAAACAAAGCACAGCCAUAUACCUUGUAUAUGCUCAUUAUUGUUCGCACACACGUACACAUAGACAGAGGACAUUGAUCGGAGCAGAGCAUCAUCAGCAACAACAACAACAACAACGACAGCGAUCCACCUGCCAACACGCACUUUAAAAAGUUUCGCGAAUCCAGAAGUUUCCCCGUGGGCCGAUCAAACUUGCGGCUUUUGUUACACGGAGUGUGCGGAGGUGUGUGCGUGCUUGAAUUCGCCAUUAUUAUAACGAGUGAUCGCCCGAGCUUCAGGUGGUGUGUGUACCCGUGCGCGAGUGCGAUGUUGUUGUUUAUCGUUGAUGAAGAUCGUCGUCGACCAAGAGUCAGUUAAAAAAAAAAAAAAUAAGGCAGCGAUCAAAGCUCCGCAGCUGCUGUUUUUCGUUCGCGCGUUAAUGCGACUAUCUGCUACUGUGUGUGCGUCGAGUGAGAAAGAGCGAGAGAAAAAAACACGAGAAAUUUAUGUGCUUUAAUAAUUUGCUCGUUGACGUCGUUUCUCGCUACUACUACAAUACAUCGUAGCCACUGCAUCCACUGGUGUGUUGAUUAUUCUAUAUGAAAAAGUUUAUAUAUAAAUAAUUUGUUUAUAUAUAAUAUACGUGUAUGUGUGCAAUCGUAUUAAAGUAAUAAAGUGUGCGUCAGUGCUAGUUGUGUAUACACCUUGGCGUCGUCCACUAUAUAGGCAACAUCAGCAGCAGAGAUAUUCGCCAUCAUCGAUUGUUCGCGCGCUCACUGCUGCUACACAUAUAUAUAUAAUAUUAUAUAUAAAAGCGAGAAGGUGCACACUCGCGCCUCUCUUACAAUCCUUUGUUUUCUUCGCUGCUCUCCGCCGCGGCUCUUACGCAGUCAAGGUUGCGGAAUUGUGUGCGAUCCUCAUCUCUACGGCGAGCCGUUAACCUCUCGAGAGCAGCAUCUAUAUAAGUGAGAGAAACUGCAACUGCAAUAAUUGCUGCUACUCCAGUUUUCAGAAUAUAAUAACAACGAGUGAUCUGCCAUUUGGGGCUAUACAUGUAAAGUGUGUGUGUAUUAUGUUAUUUAAUGUGUGAGUGCAGUGCACCGUUGCCGUUGUUAUAGGGCCGAAAUAAUAUAUACAAAGUAUAUAUUGCAACAGAGACAAAAUAAAAACUGCAACGCGUCCCUCUUUGGCUCACUGCAAAUGCCGGUGUCUUGCAUUGACAACAACCACCGCUUCUUGCCUCAAUAAAACUUCGUCUUUCUUCGACUGCAUUGCAGCAGCGUCCGUUCCUCGCCCGAUCGCGCAACAAUUUUUUAGGUGGAUUCCUACUCGGCUGUGCAAACGUAACGGAGGAAGCAACAGCAACGGCGACGCAUAACAGAGAGAGACAGUCGACAGCAACAGCAGCAACAAGAGAGGAGCUCGCCUGAAACUGAAAAUUGCAUCUCUCGCUGUCAAAGGCACCGGGAUCUUGCGCGUGCGGCCUCUCUCCGCCUCUUAUAUUCUCUUCACGACGACGUCACUUUAUUCAAUAACCACGGAGUUCGUUUCACCGGGCAGACAUCACGCCGCGAACGAAAGACGGGAUUUUAAGGAAUGCCGGUUGACUGAAGAUGGCCUCGCCGACACCAUCGCUGGAAUCGCGUGCUAAUUCACUCGGCUCAUUGGCCUCUUUGUCACCGCUGACGGUGAGCGGCAGUUCGCCACCGGCGAGCGAUUCAGCGAUCGGCGACGUCGACAGCUGCGACCUCUGCCUCGACGCACCCCUCAACAAGCAAGCCGGAGACACUCCCUGUCCACGCUGCCGCGGUGGUAGCAGCAGCGCCGGCGCAAGCAGCCUCUCGUCCAACUCGUCCACGACCACGACCUCCAACGGCCACUUGGGCAGCAGCGGCGUCAACAACCACAACGGCAACAGCCAGAACGGUAGUAGCGGCAACAACAGCAACCAUAACAACAGCAACAACCUCCACAACAACAACAACAACAACUCGCAGCUGCUGAACGGCAACAGCGGCUCGUCCCAGAAUCUCGCCACGACCAUUAACGGCGGCAUACGCUGCACCGGCUGCAAGUCCAACGAGUCCGACGCGGUAGCGCGUUGCUUCGACUGCGCCAACUUUCUCUGUCCAAACUGCGUGAUGGCUCACCAGUUCAUGCACUGCUUCGAGGGUCACCGGGUGCUCAACCUCGGCGACUCCAAGAUUUCAGCUAACAAUCCUGGCAACUCACCCGGCGGCCAGAACGAGUCCAGCAACAACGCUGGUCUCAACAAUGGCCAGCAGCAGCAGCAGGUGGUAAGCAGCAACGGCCAGGACAACAAUUCCGGCAAGCAAAUCGGCUCGCAGGCCACCAACAACGUCGUCCAGAGCCUCGUGAGCGGCACCACGUCGCUCCUCAUCAACGGCGGCGGCGGCAGUAACGGCGAGAAGGUGCUGCUCUGCAGCCGACACAAGAGCGAGGUGCUCAAGUACUUCUGUCGCACGUGUUCCGUGCCCAUCUGCAAGGAGUGCACCGGCUCCGAUCACCCCAGUCCCAUGCACGACUACGCAAGCAUCGCCGACAUCGGGCCCCAGCAGCUCGAGAUCAUAGCGAGAACCAUACAGGAGUGCCGAUCCAAGGCGAACGAGGUCCGGGCAGCUGUGAAGACCGCCGACCACGGGGCCGCUCGGCUCCAGGUCCAGUACCACAAGGCCCAGAACGAGAUCAACGACACCUUCCAGUUUUACCGCUCGAUGCUCGAGGAGCGCAAGCAGGAGCUGCUCAAAGAGCUCGAGAGCAUAUUCUCGGCCAAGCAGAUAUCCUUGAGCGUGCUCACUCAGAAAGCCAACGACAUGGCCGACAAGAUGCAGCAGACCUGCGAUUUCGUUGAUCGCCUCACCAAGUACACCACGCCCACGGAGGUGCUCAUGGUCAAGAAGCUCUUGGACGCCAAACUCCAGCUCAUGCUCAGCUACAAUCCCGACAUCAACAGCCAGGCCGCUGACCUCGAGUUCGUUAGCAAUUAUCAGGCCAUCCAGGUCGGCGUGAGGAACACUUUCGGCUACGUACGCAGCAGCAGCGAAGCCAACUCGGCGCCGCAGAACAAGCAACCGCCAAUCGCCCGGCCCACGGCUCUCAACAGCACGGGCAGCAGCAUCGGCAACAGUAGCAACGCCAGCAGCGGUCCCGGAAGCUCCGGCUCAUUGGGUGGCCUGCUCCUCGAUCGACCUUACAGCAACGGCCUCAUCUCGUCCGGCUCGAACUGCAACUCCAGCACCUCGCCGUCGCCCUUUGAGAACGCCGGUUGCGUUAUAUCCAAGCGAUUUUCUUCGGCCAACAGUUUAGGCCCUUUCUCGACGAGCAUCAGCGACCUCAACAUUAACGGAAUGAACAACCCCUACGAAAAGUGGAGCAACGGCAGUAGCGACAGCUACCAAGUGUCCGUCAACUCGGCCGACCAUUUCCCCGUCCCAGCGAUUACCGCUGUUAACGCUCAAGGUGCGCCCGGAGACUCGGUGCUCGAUCUCACCUCCAAGCUCAUACCACCAACGGCCAUAUUCCCCCUUAAAUCGCAAAUCAAACGACAGAAAAUGAUCUAUCACUGCAAGUUUGGCGAGUUCGGCGUGAUGGAAGGACAGUUCACCGAGCCUUCCGGAGUGGCUGUCAACGCUCAAAACGAUAUCAUAGUGGCGGACACGAACAAUCAUAGGAUUCAGAUUUUUGACAAGGAAGGACGUUUCAAGUUCCAGUUCGGAGAGUGCGGCAAGCGCGAUGGACAAUUGCUCUACCCGAAUCGCGUGGCUGUAGUUCGCACUUCCGGCGACAUCAUUGUGACCGAGCGCUCGCCCACGCAUCAAAUUCAAAUUUACAAUCAGUACGGACAGUUUGUGCGUAAAUUCGGCGCAAACAUACUGCAGCAUCCCCGCGGAGUUACUGUCGAUUCCAAAGGACGUAUCGUCGUGGUCGAGUGCAAAGUCAUGCGAGUCAUUAUCUUCGACCAAGCCGGCAACGUCUUGCAAAAGUUCGGCUGCUCGAAGCACCUCGAAUUCCCCAAUGGCGUAGUGGUCAACGAUAAGCAAGAGAUCUUCAUCAGCGACAAUCGCGCUCACUGCGUCAAGGUUUUCGAUUACGAAGGCGCGUAUUUGCGACAAAUCGGAGGCGAAGGUAUAACCAACUACCCCAUCGGCGUUGGCAUCAACGGAGCUGGAGAGAUCCUCAUUGCUGAUAAUCACAACAACUUCAAUCUAACCAUAUUCACUCAAGAUGGACAACUGGUAUCGGCUCUUGAAAGCAAAGUCAAACACGCCCAGUGCUUCGAUGUGGCUCUCAUGGAUGACGGCAGCGUCGUAUUGGCUAGCAAAGAUUAUCGACUCUACAUUUACCGAUACGUACAAGUACCGCCAAUUGGUAUUUAGAGUCACGCCCCACGUCACGACGAUGAUUCGCUCUAUUUUACAAGUGUCAUAACAGCAAGAAGAAAGAAGAGAAAUGAGUUUAUUGCGAUGCCGUGUGAAGAUUAGCUAUAGAAGAUGAAAAAUAUUAAAGUCAGCUGAUUCACGUGUGUGUGUGAGUGUGUAUGUGUGUAUGCGCUUAUCGUUUCUCCGCUGUAAACCCCUCUUCUAUAGAUAUAAAGUUGUGUGCUUAUGCGAGCGCACGCGUUCUCUCGCAACCCUAUGACAAGAAGGUCAAGGCGAAGGGAAAUUCCAGAAGUCAUUCUACUCUGCGUGGAGCUUGGAAAAUAUUGUAUGAUUUCGAACUCUUCUUAUGUUUCGUAAAUGUAUCUCGAAAAAUCUUUCUGCGAGAUGAGAGAUAGACAACACAUCGGAUAAAUGAGGAAAGUGUCGCUGCGAGAAAUUGAUAAAAAAGAAUCCCUAUUUGUUACGUUGCUCAAAAGGCAUGAAACUAGGAUAAAAAAUUUAAUGAAGACGUGCGACAAAACUUACUCUUGUUAAUGUUGUUAUAAGCUAAAAAAUACUGUUGUUGUUUAGUUGUAGAGCUCGCCACCGCUAGUCACUUUCCCUUUACUAUUAUUCAUCUGAAUCCUAUUUUUUAUACUUUUUGUACUUCCCUUUCACCCAACUUUAUCCAAUGUCGUGUUAUUUCCAAGCAUCCAUUCGACAAGUGUUGUAUGUAUUGAACUUCAAUACAUUUGUUAAAAUUUCUUGCAUUUUCAUCAUCCCAUUAUUGAUUAACUUUAUAAUUGUGAGUUUUUAUGUAUUAUAUAAUUUGUAUGUUUUAUUUAUUUUUUUUUUUUUUCUAUUACACUCUGUUGACAACUUGACUACGUAUUCAAGGCGCGUUUGAUCAUUCGAAAAACAACAUUGAUUGUCCACAGUCAAAAUCGUAUUUAAUGUUCAUGAGACAUUUUAUUGAAAAUGUUGAUAAAUGGCGUAAAACGAACCAAUUUUUCAGUUCGUUGUUCAGGGUAGCUUUACUUUGUUGAUAAUUGUUUAGGUAUUAUGAUUGAUUUUUUUCGAUUCUCUUGUUUCGAAGACAAGUUUAUGUCGUCUGAUUUAUUGUAUUGUUCUAUAAAAGGUUGAAAAAAUUUACAAGUUUUGAAGACCUGACACGCAUCGUUUAUGGCUCAAUGAUUAAAGGGGUAAGAUGCCUGUAUUAUUUUUAUAAAAGUAGCCGUUAUUGUGAAGUAGUCUAAAAUUUGUCUACACAAUGGGUCAUUUCAACUUUUAAAUAUUGUCGCCCUUUUUAUUAACGAUACAAAUGACCAUUAUAAUUAGUUAUUAGUUACUUUUAAAUAGAUUAUAUUUUAUUACUUACUUCGAUUAUUACUAUAAUUAUUAUUAUUGCUAUUAAUAUCUUGAUUAUUAUACAUAUAAUUGCUAUUGUAAUGACACGAAGGAGUAUAAAAAUAGUGAUAUCUCACGCGUAUAUUCUUAAUUUAGUCGGUUAGAUUUAUCUCAUUUCUUUCAUUUACUUGCACACAAUGAUGGGCUGGAAUGAGCUUACAGUUAUGAAAUGAACUUUCUCGUUAUUUAUUAUUACUAUUAUUGAUUUACAUCAAAUGCUAGUUAACAAUGUUUUAUCAUUUUGAUUUUUGAAUUAACAUUCUACUAUACGAUGACUGCAUUUAGAGCAGUUUUAAUGACUGAAUAGAAAAAAGUAAAAAAAUUUGAAUUAUUCAAAUUCAGGAUUUUCGUCGAAAAUUAAUGCUAUGUUAUCGUAUACUUAAAUUUUCAAUUAAAUUCAAGUUUUUUACUUAAUAAUUGUGACAAACCCAGCUCAUGAGAUGGGAUCGUUUGUUUUGCUUCAUAUUUGUCUUGUAUAUUCUAUCCUAAUGUUUCAUGUUUGUAACAAUCAAGUUUCUUUGAUCAGAGUCCUUUGCGUAUUAAAUAUGUAUAUAAAUAUAUAUUUUUAAAUUUAAGAAAUCGUUUCGUAUAUACUGUAAAAAAUAACGAUGCGAUAAAGUUUAAAAGUAUUUUGAAUACUAAAUUUGCAUCGAUAAAAAAUGACAGCAAACAAAGUGCACUCAAAUCAAAGAGUUGAAUAUUUGUUUUCAUUUGAGUGUAAAGAUUCAAAACUCAAAAAUAAAAAGCAAUGCAGACAUGAGACUUGGGAUGUAAUUUAAGGUGAACUUAAGUUAAGCAUUGGACGUGUCUAUUUGGAUUAUAACGAGGUAAAGCAAACUACCCAUAACUUCCAGUAUUAUAUGCCGGUUCAAAGUUGACAAUAUUAUUUGGUAUCAUUUAUGAAAAUGUAAUCUCAUUUAAUUUAGGUUGUUUAGUUAGAAAAAAUUUACAAUCUUAUACAAAUGGAUGCAAAACUUUUUGCUCUGACAUUAUUUAUUUUAUUCAUUUUUCGCGCAUUUCACGAAAAAUGGCGAGAUUAACUUGCAUUUCCUAUAUUACAAGCGUUCAAGCGGAAAAGUGUUAGCGAAAAGAGCGAAAUCCGCGGAACUGAUACACUCAGUAAUGCUUGCUGAACUUAUUUUCUCGUAGAAUCUGUUGUGUUUAACUUCAUAAUUAAAUAGAUUAUUAAUUAGUUAUUAUCAAUUAUUAUUUUUAUUUACAACAAAUAAUGAACUUUUUAUUAAUACUAUCAAUUUGUCAGUUUGAGCUGUUAUCCAAGUAACGAUUGAGAUUUGUAAAAAAAUGAUACAUUUUGUCUCCAUGUACACGAGUUUACAAAUUUUGUAAUCUUCUCGAACGUAUUUUUAGUUUUUGACUAUUAUCUAGGUAUUUUCCUUACUUUUGUUUCGUAUAUUUGUGUUUUAUAAUAGUUUUUGUUUAUCUUUCCAUUCAUGUUUCUUGAAUUUUGUUUUUCACUACCUCGACUUAAUAUCAUGCGUAUUUUACGAAAUAGGUUGCAAUAAAAAACUUAUUGAUUGUAGUUUGAGUGCACGAGUCUCCAACAUGCAUACAUAAACGUGGUACAUAAAUUGUUUUGUUUUAAAUUUUCCACCGAUAACAUUAUACAAGCGUUAGCUUCGUUGAUUGGACUCUUAAAUGAAAUUUUAAAUACAAUGAAACAUCUUUGUUGCGUACGUAACUAUUAUAAAAUGUUGUUAAUUGUUGAAUGAUAAGUCGCUAGACGAUGAUAUUUUGCAUGUGCUUGGCUGUUUUUUGUUUCAUCAUAUUCAAAUUUUAAUAUCACUGCCCUUGCCGGCGAAGAGGUGACUAGUCUCAUGAAGUUUGUCAGUUUUAACUAUCAAUUUUUGCUACUCGUUCGAUCGAAUAUAAUACUUUUUUAUCGAUUAUAUUAUUUUUCUGAGAGAAUGAAAAUUUGAUAGCGCACUAAAUUUUGCGCCGAAAGUUUAUAUUAUUGUGAUUUUUAAUUGCCCUGAAAAUUCAAUUUAUAUUGUUUUAGGAAAAAAUGGAUUGGUUGAAGUGGCUUGAACUUUGUUUCGACUUUCGAGCGAAAUUUUAAAUAAUUUUUUUCAUUCUCUCAGACAUAUGAAAUGCAAUUAUUAUUGUACCAAUUGAAAUUAAAUUCUGCGUAGCUGAUGUACUUAAUUAUUUUUGACCGAACGAUUUGUUUUGUUAAAGCAAAGCUCGAUAGUUAAAACUAGUAGCAACUUCAGAUUAGCAUCUCUAUCGCAUUACAAUGCAUUAUUAAAAAUUUUACAUGAUUAUAACUAGCAUUUAUCGUACUUGAACUGAUGUUUGACUAAGUAAGCUUGACGUGAUAUGUCAGUUCAUAUAUUGAAAUACUUGAUUUACCUUGUAAUAGUAUUCUCUCAAAAUGUUAAAAGUAAACAGACAUUGUGUCUAUUACGAUCCAUUGUACAAAUGUAUGCACAAAGAGAAUUUUUUGGUACUUGCGUAAUCUCUUACAGACUUUUUACUUCUAAUUAUGUGCAAGUUCAAACACAAGUAAAUCUAUCGUUGAGCGUAUUCUUAUUAUAUUAUUAUUAAUAUUUAUUAUUAUUAUUAUUAAUAUUAUUAUUUAUUAUUAUAUUAUUUAUUUUUAUUAUCAAUAUUAUUAUUUUUAAAUACUAGUAAAUUGCACAAAAAUAAUGACUGAAAGAGAGCCCGAUUUACGGAAAGAAUAUAAAGUAUUGCAAUACAUACGAAUGGUUUUCACACCUGAUAAAUUUAUGAUAAAAUUAGUCGCGUUGCAUUGAUGAUUGUCCAUUACACUUACACAACUUCAUAACGUACUAUUCUUGCCGAUAUAAAAAUCUUAUGCUCGCCGAAGUUAAUGCAUAAGCGUUUUAUGAUGUAAAUAUUACGUAUGUACGUGCUUCAAACUUGAGCUCUAAUGAGCGCAGAAAGACUAAAUCAAUAAUUCCAAUUUAACCGUUUAAACGCAAACGUGACCAAAUUUCAAGUGAUAAAUGACAUUCUUUGUGAAAAGCCGUAGUGCAGAAACUAUGGAAAUCAUAAAUAUAAAUAAUGACUAUUCGUUUAUUGUACUAUGAUUAUUAUCAAUAUUAUGUACUAUUAUUGCUCUGUCUCUCUUUUUUUGUAAUGGUUUGUUAUGUUAUUAUUAUUUUUUAAAACGAUACGUGACUCUAUCGACUUCUCCUCGUCAAUUGUUCUUAAUUUAAAUGUAAAGCGUAUUUUUGUUUGUUUUUUAGUUAUUUUUUUGUUGUAAAUGCUUUUUAAUAAUAUUUCCA
Messenger RNA from Trichogramma pretiosum, 9237 nucleotides. RefSeq names its product brain tumor protein (gene brat). The transcript is spliced from 3 exons. The record is from RefSeq and is a predicted model, not a curated record. Gene Ontology annotation, biological process: negative regulation of translation. The coding region runs from base 1796 to 4579 and encodes 927 amino acids. NCBI's taxonomy places the organism in Eukaryota, Metazoa, Arthropoda, Insecta, Hymenoptera, Trichogrammatidae. Gene Ontology annotation, molecular function: translation repressor activity; zinc ion binding; mRNA 3'-UTR binding.